Balaenoptera ricei (Rice's whale) is the source of this 2130-nucleotide messenger RNA. It is a transcript of the gene SPSB1, whose product is annotated as splA/ryanodine receptor domain and SOCS box containing 1. The coding region runs from base 93 to 1010 and encodes 305 amino acids. The transcript is spliced from 2 exons. Lineage: Eukaryota; Metazoa; Chordata; Mammalia; Artiodactyla; Balaenopteridae. Gene Ontology annotation, biological process: proteasome-mediated ubiquitin-dependent protein catabolic process. Gene Ontology annotation, cellular component: SCF ubiquitin ligase complex. Gene Ontology annotation, molecular function: protein binding. The record is from RefSeq and is a predicted model, not a curated record.
GGGAGUAGCUUUUCGGGGACUCAAGGGCAAAAAACUUUAUCCCGUAGUGAGUGCCGUCUGGGGCCACUGUGAGAUCCGCAUGCGCUACUUGAAUGGACUUGACCCGGAACCCCUGCCGCUCAUGGAUCUCUGCCGCCGCUCGGUGCGCCUGGCCCUGGGGAAGGAGCGCCUGGGUGAGAUCCACGCGCUGCCGCUGCCCGCCUCCCUCAAGGCCUACCUCCACUACCAGUGAUGCUACAGCUGGGACCACCAGCACGACCGCCCCCACCCACCCCGGUGCCAACUCACUGAGCCACCGCCGCGCCCCGCGCCCCGGACCGGCGUCUGCGGCAUGGAAGUCCUGCUCUUCCCCCCCAGCCUCCCCGGCUGCCCCGCCGGACACAGACUGCUCUGGACACGGGCCCCUCUGUCCCCCUUCCGGACACUGGCAGAAGUUCCCCGCAUGCCGCAUCACCGCCCCUUCUGGGAAGAGGACCCAGAGGAUAAACUCCUACACUGAGCUCCGAUCUGCUCUCGGGGUGGCCUGGGUACUCCCGCACCUGCCGGGCCCCACGGCGCCGAGAGUAGAUCCCGGGGGUGCUAAGAGGUGCUUAGAUGAGGGCCGGUGCCCGCCCAGCGGGGCAGCCGCGCCGGACGAAGCUCAGGACGUCAGAAGCUCACCGUGGCCACCGAGGCAGAAACCAAACCUGGACCUUCCCCAGGCACGUGAGCACCCAGCAUCAGUCCUGGCUGUCGGUGCCCCUGUACCCCGUAUUUAUUCUUUUAACAAUAACAAAAGCCAUUUAUUUAUUCCAUUUAGAAAGGACACCUUGUUCGGGUCACCUCUCUCUGGAGUGUUCUGUUGCUUUUCUUCCGCCUGCCCCUCCCUGGGGUGUGUGUGCCUCACCUGGCCUUUUCGCUGGGUCGUGUCUGUCGUGUGUCCCCACGUGGGCACAGGGGUGUCUUUGUUUGGGUCCCUUGACCUACAGUUUCCAAGGGGCUCUGCUCCGAGUGCCCGCGUGGGCCCCUGAGGGGGCAUCAGCCUCACGUGCAAUAUGAGUGCCUUGGGGGACCCGUCUGCACGGGCAGUGGCGGCUCCCCGUAUCUCCCCAGGCAGCCACCCAUCGCUAGGGCUCACCCGUCUUUGCACGUGGUUUCAUUUCUUUAGUCUUCUGUGGGGUUUUUCGGUGUGGGUUGGGUUUUGUUUUUGCUUUCCUACCUGAGAUUUGCCAUGUGCAUCCUCGGAAGCUCUAGCGUCCCUGAAGACCACCCGAACCGAGACGGGAGGAUGAAUGAGUCUUCAUUCCCUGAGAGGCCGGGGGCAGGGCGGGGUGGGGGAGACCAGAGCGGAGUUGCGUGUCCUAGAAGCCAGUGCAGGUCUCCGCUUGGUGCCCCUGUCCGGGUUCAUCACGGUGCCCCAGAGCCGUGAGGUGGGGCAGGGGGGUCGGGGCGGGCAGCCAGCAGGAGAGGGACGCACCCUCCCGUGCACAACUCCCCCAUGUAGCAGACCCCAGCACCUGCCACCACAGUCACCGUUUCUUAUGUCUUGAAGUCGACUCUCUUAGAAUCUGCCUUCUGUUCAUUUCUGUACAGGUACAGUAGAUGACUUUAUUUGUUUAAAAUGUUUAAUAUAUAUGCAUAUAUAUUUGUCUGUAAGAAUUAUGUUUUAAACAGCUGCUGUAGGGUACCUUUAAAAAAAAAAAAAAAGUCUUCCAGUGGAGUAUAUUUUUUAAAGCACAAAAUUGGUGCCAAGACUGGGUGAGGAAUGUAAAUUACCCCCUUAUUAUUUGGAGGUUUUAUGUCCCCCAGCGGGUGGGGGGAACCUAACCUGUAAGACUUUUAAAGAUUUUCCUCACUCCUGUUUCGGGGUGGGUCAUGUUCUGAUGAAUGUUACACAUGAGAGGGUCUCACUUAUACAGAUCCCAGCCUUAUCGCCUUGACCCAGCCAUCUCCCACAGACGCUGGACAAAUCACCGGGCUCCUUGUCAUCUCUCUGCACCUCCCGCCCCCCAGCUCCCUGAACCUCGACCCCACCCUUCUUUCCUCUCAGCCCAGAGCCUUGUGGCCUGUACAGUUUUGAAACUCCCGUUGAUAUUUUAUGAUGGUUGAUAAUAGUCAGUAACCUAAUAAAGGAAAGUUUAUUAAAAUACA